This is a messenger RNA of Eupeodes corollae, 1141 nucleotides long. RefSeq lists its product as uncharacterized. NCBI's taxonomy places the organism in Eukaryota, Metazoa, Arthropoda, Insecta, Diptera, Syrphidae. The coding region runs from base 146 to 952 and encodes 268 amino acids. The record is from RefSeq and is a predicted model, not a curated record. The transcript has 2 exons.
GUAAAAUUAUAAAUGACGUGCCUUGCAUACUUAACAUUACAAUUAUUGCAGGAUGCAGCAAUUAUUUUAUUUAAAGGUAUAAAAGCCAAUAAGUGCUUUUUUAGUAAAAUCAGUUUGGUAAACGCUGUUGUUUCGUUUAGUUACCAUGUUUGAAAAGAUUUUAAUAUUCAGUACUUUGUUAUCAGUUUCUUUGGCUGAACUGCCAUCUUUCGGGCCCUAUGCAACAUCUGGUUGGAGACCACAAGGUCCCUCUUUUGGCCUUCCAAAUGAAUACUUUGCAGUACAAGCAGCACAGAGAGCACCACGAGUUGAACUCGAGAUUACCAAAGAACGUGUAGACUAUGCGGGGCAGCUUACUGAAGCAAAUGCUCCCCAAAUUAGUCCAAACUACGCCUAUCUACCUCCAGACGAAAUUGAUGAGACUUUAGGUGUAGACGUAGUUCAAGUCCAAGGCCUGCCAAAUAAGCCUGGAGUACAGUUUAACCGUUUUAAAGCACCAUUUCUUAAUACUCGGGAGUACUAUCCUUACCGUCGAAUCAGUCAGUUCCGUAGGCCACAACAAUUCUCCGGCAAAACAAAAAUCAUUAAUUCCAAUAGUCAACAAUUUUCACCUGUUAAAUUUCCUUCGACCCAAUAUGGAAUACCUGUAGUAGAUCAACCAUCCGAUACCUCCGAGAACCAAGCAAAUGGCUAUACAUUUCCUCUUCCAGAAGAACCAUUUAAUGAAGGAAGUGAACAAAUUGUAGAAGGCUCUGUGACCAAAGGGGAAUACUUUGUAUUGACACCAGAAAAGACUUUACAGAAAGUCAGCUAUAAGACUUCUCAAACGGAGGAAGAAGCACGAACGAAUGCUUUCACCGCCGAGUUAAAGUACACACCUGUUGACAAAAUUGAAGGGCCAUUGUAUAAGUAUAAUGACCAAGGACAAUUGGUUAGAAUUUAUAAGAAGUAGGUAAUGUAAAUUUCUUUGCAUAAUAAUAAUAAUAUUAAUCUGGUUAAUUAGUAAACAAUAUAAUGUUUGUAUGUAUGUAUCUAUUUUUUCCUUGUUGAAAAAAAAGUUUGACUAAAAUAUUUAGAAAAUAUGUAAUAUUUUUUGUUGAUUAGUAAAUAAUAAACGUUGUUAUAAUCGAAAAAACUACAA